AUGUCUUCGCACGGAACUACCGAAAACCCUACUCCUGGAACCUCGUCCACGUCCGAGAGACGUAUUCCCCAGAAUCUGGCCCAAGAGAUUCAAGACCAGGAAAUGAAGGAGGAAUCCGAUAGCGAUGACGACAAUGAAGAACUUAAGCGGCAACUUGAGCGGAACAACAACGAGCUCAGGGAAAUGAAAAACCUGUUCAACCAGAACGUCAAAGCCCUCAAGGAGCUACAGGAACAAGCCCGCCGCACCAAAGAACUAGAGAAGGAAGUCACAACCCUUCGAGCUGCCGCGAACGUCAUAUCAGCUCCUGUCGAAGGAAGAGAACGCCUUAAGCUCAACACCCCUACCACCUUCGACGGAACCCCUGGACAGCUCAAAGGAUACUUGGUACAGAUACGGACCUACCAAGCCUUCCACAUCAACACGUUCCAGAACGAUACCGAACGUGUCGUCCACGCCGCCACCUUCUUGAAAGGGAAGGCCCUCGCUUGGUUCGAACCCCUCCAACAAGAAUGGCUGGACACCCCUAUCGAGAGAUACAGUCAAGAAGUGAAGGACAUCUUUUUCAGCUUCAGUGGAUAUGUUAAAGCCCUUCAAUCUCUCUUCUUAGACCCCGAUGAGAAAAGACAAGCAGAAAGAGAACUGGCGAGCCUACGACAAAACAAAUCAGCUACAAUGUACGCCGCAGAAUUUCGACGACUCGCAGCCAGACUCGACAUGACCGACGAAAGCAAAGUCUUCGCUUUCUACCAGGGUCUCAAGGACGACGUCAAGGACGAAAUGGCCAAAGUGGACACGCCACCUAGCUUCCUUGAUUAUGUCGAAUACGCCAUUAAGAUUGACAACCGACUGUUUGAACGACGCAAGGAAAAAGGAGAAAAACGUCAAACAGCCAACUCAGGAAAGAAAUACCAAUGGCAACCUCAACACAAGUUCAACAACAAAAACCAGAACAACAGGAACAACAAUCAGCAGAGCACCGCACAUGGACAACACAGUGGACCCAUGGACCUGAGCGUCGCGCAAAAAGACAAACCCAGACGCAGAGAAUUCAAAUGCUACAACUGCGACAAGCCAGGACACAUGGCCAGACACUGCAUACAGCCUAAGAAACUUACGGCAACCCCUAAGCAAGCCAACGCUGCAACCAAAAUCCCUAGCCACGAAGAAAAGGGAUGGACAGCCUGCUAUGACAAUGAUUGCACUACGCACAGGCAUGCAAAAGAGAAUAGUGGAUGGUACCCUCAAAACCCAGCAGGACGAUCGGGAUACGACACCACCAACAUACCCAAGGCCAUUGCUGUGAUAGACCGAUACACCGGUGGACCGGAUUACACUAAGCAGCGACAAGAGCCACUCGACGACUGGGAACAAGCGAAGAAGGCCGCGGAACUCAACAACGCCUUCCAAGAUGGUAGCAUUGUGUACCAACCGGGACUCUUAUGGGACAUCCCACGCCUCGCCAACUAUCGACAGACGAAUGAAGUAAACACCCCGGAAAGUCUCUCAGAAGAAGAAGCCAGGAAACUCGAAGAAGAAAACGAGACAGCCAUCAAACGGAUACAAGACGCCAUCAACUACACGAUGCAAAUUCGAAACAACAGCGAAGUUGGAGACACCCUCCAACACAUGCGGAAAACCCGAGACCGCCGCAUCGCACUACGCGGAAACACCCGAGGACAGUAUCAACUCAAGUACAAAGCAACCCAAUUUGUCUACCGACCCCAAAACGAUGGAAAGACGGAACGAACCCUCGCGGUAGCCAGCAAAUACGCCCGCAAAGCCACCGAGCAAUUGGAUGAAAUGCUGAGACAACAACAAUUCAGGGACGCCAGCACCCAGACCCGAAGCUCACCAUAUACCACGGUAGCCAGCGACUCGACCUUUGAAUUGCCACAAAGAACCCGCGCUACUCCUCAACCCAUCUCGGAAUGGGCUGAAGACGUCGUAGACAGACCACCCUCGGCGGAAGUACGUCCACAAGGAACGUCGAUAGACGAUACCGACCUGGAAGACGCAGAAGAAGAACACCAUCUCGACAGAAUGGAAAAAAUUAAGGAAGUACUAGAAUACAAAUACAUCGACCCCCAAGACGACUGCCAACAGAUCGCCUUCCAUGCAGAAGAAUAUCAUAACAAAAUCCCUACAACAAUCACACAAACCCGGGAUGAAGAAAUAUUCUUGGAAGACGAUCCCAGGAUUACGACACAGCACAGAGAACACAAGGAGAUAGCAUGGAUCUACUGCAUCUUCGAUCACUGCGCCUACCAUCUCUCAAAGAAAGCAGAAAACGAACUAUACCCCAAAAGAAAAGAAGAACUGCGAAUCCGCAGAGCCUAUGAGGAACAAGAACUCUCAUAUUAG
This is a messenger RNA of Colletotrichum truncatum, 2364 nucleotides long. RefSeq names its product reverse transcriptase domain protein. The record is from RefSeq and is a predicted model, not a curated record. Gene Ontology annotation, molecular function: zinc ion binding; nucleic acid binding. NCBI's taxonomy places the organism in Eukaryota, Fungi, Ascomycota, Sordariomycetes, Glomerellales, Glomerellaceae.